Molecule: messenger RNA, 238 nt
Organism: Plasmopara halstedii
Lineage: Eukaryota; Oomycota; Peronosporomycetes; Peronosporales; Peronosporaceae
Exons: 1
Source: RefSeq, a predicted model, not a curated record
AUGGGUCCCCCUCAUUUAUUAGAAGAUAUCAAAAAGUGGUGCGAGACAAAGAAGAAUCUUGAAAGCGCAGUUGGACAUCCUAUUGAUGGAACUGUAGACACAGCUUAUGAGCAAGACAAGUUUCUUUACGACGGCAAGAUAUUUGCUGCAUAUGAAAGCUACAUUCGCGCUCACAAUAAAGCGAAACCAUUCGCGCAGAUAAAAUUGCUUCCCGCACUUACGGCUCGGUUUGGUGAUC